AGCUCCACAACCCGUAAGCGCGUUCCGUUGCACAGACCGAGGUCAGGAUUGAAGUUCCUCAUCAUCAUGAUAGGAACCCCCUCCUUAAGUAUCAGUCUGUGUGGCGGAAUUCCGUUGAUCACCUCCUGCUCAAAAAAAUCGCCGCUCUUGUCGUCCUCCACCGCGCCAACUGACAAAUACUCGUGGGCCGUGGUCGGUAGUCGUUCCGAGACCGCAGCAUUGAUACGAUGUACCAUGGCGUUCGUAGUCGUCAGAAUGGUUCGG
Molecule: messenger RNA, 264 nt
Organism: Phytophthora sojae
Lineage: Eukaryota; Oomycota; Peronosporomycetes; Peronosporales; Peronosporaceae
Exons: 2
Source: RefSeq, a predicted model, not a curated record